GACGAAGCGCCGCUUUCGUGUCGACGACAGCCAUUUCAAAACAAAAACAUCCGUGUGCGGUUUCGUUAGCGGGUGAAAAUUGCAAUUUUAACAGUCUUUAAACGCUCGAUUCCGGUUCCAACCUAGUGGAAUGCGUGCCAAAAGACGGUCCCGAGGUCGACCGGAUCACGGUGGCUCGGGGGGACGCGGCGGUGCCAACGGGGGUCGUUUUCGCGGAAGCGGCCCUCCUGGUGGGUUAGGUCGUGGAGGAGGGGGAGGAGGAGGAGCAGGUGGAAAUCGCUUCACCAGAGGCCAGCGACGCUCCGGGGGUUACGAAAGAAACUAUCGGAAUAGUUCUUUGGGACCAGGACCCCCGCCAGCGAGACAACAUAGUCGUCCGGCAAGAUACCCAUCUCCGCAACAUCGAUUUCAACAGCACCAUCACCACCAUCAUCAUGACCAAGAUGCAAAACACCAGCAAUCAUCGCAGCCUCAUUCGUCGUAUCGUAAGACUGACGAAGUCCAUAGCCACGAAAGACAAACUAUCCGGCCCCUGCGCAAAUCGCCUCCCCGGGUAGACGAGAGAGAUAGGUACCAACGGCAACAGGAUUACGAUCGGAAGCGGUCUCCUCCGAUGGAACUAGUGCCUGCCAGUCCAUCACUGGACGAGGAAAUGGUACAGGUUACUCGGAAAUCGCGGGAGCGAACCACCCGAGCCCGUAGUCCGGCGGUCGAAAAAAGGCGAAACCGCAAGCGAGCCGGUCAUAGUCUGAGCUCGGUUCUGAGCGAUAUCAGUUCCGGCAGUAGCUUCUUUGCCGAGGUUGUAGACAGUGACGCUUAUGCUAGCCCCGAUUAUGAUGAACUUACUAGCGAGGAAGAGGAAGAAAUCGAAGAGGAAGAGGAAAUCGAAGAGGAUGAAGAAGAAGUAGAAGAGGAAGAGGAGGAAGAGGAAAUUGUUGAAGAAAUUAUCAAACGGAAGAAGCGGAAGAAAGACAAAAAGAAGAAAGAUAAAGAACGGAAGCAACGAAAGAAGGAGAAGAAACGCAAGAAGGAAAUCCUGGAAGAGCGAAUCUGUCCACCGGAGCACGACGUGGCGCAGUCCAAGGAGAUUUUUUCCUCUGGGAAAAAUAUAUUGGUCAGUGUUAGUUUUGCAGAAGGCGAACAGGACGAGGCAGCCGCACUAAAGAACUACAGAAGAUCUAAGAAGAAAAAGUCGAGCAGAAAAAAACGUAAAUCGAGUCACAGGGAGGAGAGAAGGGCCCUGGACGAAUCUGCGGAGCUCCCCUCCACUAGCCAGAAGAAAAAGCGAAAGUUAGAUGACAGCAUUAAACCGGUGGCGAUCAUUGAUCUCGAAAGAUCCCCCGGUAAACAGGUCAUCUCGAGUCCUAAGGAAGUUAUUGUUCUCAGUGAUGAGGAAGGGGCAGCGAAAAAGAAAUCCAAAUUUGCUACCGAGCAGGUCGGUCCAAACACGCCUCCAGAGCCCGCACCUCAAUCUCCAGUAUCCUACGAUCCUUUCGAUCCGACCAAAUCCUCGACGGGAUCGCCCACGUCCGGGCGAAACAUGGGCAGCAUAUCAACGGUCAGUUACUCCGAUCGGGCCCAUCAUCACCAUCAACAUCAGCACCAUUCGCGGCACAUAAAAGAUCUAUACGGAACUCCGGCUGAUCUCGUUAGCCCUACCGGAGACAAUUUCGAAGACAGUGCAUUAGAUGUUCACCCUUCUACCCCGAUAGAUCAGUUAUCUCCCCGGGGAGCAGCUCAUCACAAAUCUCCUCUCAAGCACCAUCGACCAUCGCCACAGAAAAAAUCUGGUGGCCCAUCGGCCACUGCAACUUCUGGAGCAUUACCUGCUGGAGCUAUCACGGCAAUGUCCUUCGAAGAGGAAAAUGACGACGGCGAUAUAUCCCCGUAUUCGCCGCGAUCAAGCGAUUGCGACGACCACAUGUUCGACCCGCCGCCCGAUGGUGGAGGUCCUAGCAACGGGCAACCACAACCCAAGACCAUUGCCCUCACGGUGCACAACUUAAAGAAGGUGUUCGGCAAUGACAAGCGAACGCUCUAUGGGGACCUAAGGAGACCUAACGAGGCCGUUGCAGUUGUCGACGAAAUGUACAAACCGCAUAAAGUUACUAUGGAAAUGCUGGACGACAUUCCAAAUUCGGCUGUUGAUUUGCAAAUUAAGGAGAAGCUUAUUCAAAAAUUACAACGACAGGAUCGUAUUAUCGAUGAGGUAAAACACUUCCUGAAACCACACUUCAACAAGAAGCGCAUCAACAAAGACGAGUACAAGGACAUUAUGAAGAAGUCGGUCCCGAAGAUCUGCCACAGUCGUUCCGGCGAAAUCAACCCGCUCAAGAUCCAGAAUCUGAUCACGGCCUACGUGAAGAAGGCUAUCGCUAAGCGGCGAAUAAGCGGCAGUGGUGGAAACGCAAUCGUUUCUUCCACAACGGCGGUCACGUGAUUGCUUCAGGGUGGGGAGCCCGUCCCUUAAGGUUUUCCUGUUCUCCUUACCCCACUCGAGUGACUGCGUGCGGCGUGGAAUUGUACAGUUGGUCGUUACUGUUGUUAUAUUUUAUUUUAAGCUUUAUUUAAAUGCACGGUUUCCGCACUUGCAGUGGUUCCCGAAAGAUAAAGAAGUACUACUUUUCAAACAGUGAAAAUUUCUUUUUUUCGAAUAAAAAGAUUCGAACAUGGUAAAAGUACAGAUAUUUUGAAACAAUGAAGUAUUUUUUUGGUUUCACCCGUUUAACAUUCAUCUGAACACGCUCAAGAUGAUCGUAAGACAGGAAGAUUGUAAAAAGUUUAUAAAGGCAAAAUUAUAUCUCAAUGAGGAUUAGAAAAAAAAAAAAUGGCCAAAUGGCUACAAUGUGCAACACAAGAAGAUCGUCAGGAAUUACAAGACAAACGUCGUAAAUUUAUAUCUUAAAAAUUAAGUCGAAUCUAAGAACAAAAAAAGGAUUGUAUUUAUGAACUUUAUUUUUUACGAUAGAAUUGCUUUCGGGUCUUAAUUGUUCAAACAGCAAUCAAAGUAUAAAGGACUUAUUAGUUUUUCAAUAUCACGCAUGUUGUUGUUGCGUGAAUACUUUUAAGAGGUUGUCACAUUCGUUUAGUACCGAAUAGGAUCGCUAAACUAUGAUCCCAACUAGAGAAGAACAUACAUAGUUGAUUGUAAAUUAACUGCUAACAUUAAGAAUAGCCCUCCUACACAUAACUUCGAUGUGAAUCUUCAAAAUAGAUGACGUUGUUCAAGUGCAAAAUUUUAACCAGUCAAAUCAAUAAAAACCGCACAUGAAGUGCAUUGGUAGUGUAUAGAAAAAUAAAAA
This is a messenger RNA of Uranotaenia lowii, 3302 nucleotides long. Its product is annotated as splicing factor, arginine/serine-rich 19-like. The record is from RefSeq and is a predicted model, not a curated record. NCBI's taxonomy places the organism in Eukaryota, Metazoa, Arthropoda, Insecta, Diptera, Culicidae. The transcript is spliced from 6 exons. Bases 131 to 2440 code for a protein of 769 amino acids.